GUAUGAUCAUAUAAGACCCCCGAGAGGUAACAACAACAGAGUAUUGCAGUCACCUACAGUUAGAACCGCAAAUAGCGGCAUCAUUACAAAUACAUCCAGGAUGGCUUCUCCUAGUUCAGAAACUUCAUCAUGGAAUUCUCAUCAGACAGCUUGGUCGACACCGGCCCUUCAGAAUACUGAUAAAACUGACCAUUCCUCAGGAUCUGGAAUUAAUACAAGAGGUCAGUCCGUUUACCACUGGUAUCAGCCUCAAAUUACAGUGCUUAGCAUUAUCAUGAAAGGAAUAAGAUCUAAGCAUAUAAAUGUAAUGAUUUAUACUAUAUUUGUUUGUAUGAUUGUGAUAGCUUGUCCAGAAUGUCGUGUCCUCUCCGAUUUCGUCACUCCGAGUAGAUAUUGGGUUGAAACAAAGGAAGAAAAAGAAAAGUUAAUUGAAGAUUACAAAAAAGCACUGAGCUCCAAGCCAUGUAAAUACUUUAAACAAGGCCGUGGGGAGUGUCCUUUUGCUGGUGCGUGUUUCUAUCUUCACGCAUAUCCCGACGGAACAAAAGCACAACUUCCACCUCCCAGGCCCAGACGAAGGAGAAAUCAGGAUGGAGAUCUGGAAACAAUGGAGCGAAUAUUUCUCUGGGAUUUCUUUGAAGUUCGCGACGAUCAAUUACUUCUUCAGGUCGACAUUGAAGAGAUGCUGGACUUGUUCUCGGACACGGAAGACGAGUCGGAUUGGAGUGAUUUGGACGUUCUUAUAGAUUAAAUGUUCUUCUUGAAAUAUGGUUGGUAAAAAUCAAGAUGCGAGAACUAGCCAUAUCAUCAUAUUGUAGGCCACACAGAGCUUGGAUAUUAUGGAUUUAAAAAAAGUAAAAAAAAAAAAAAAUCAAACAGGCAGCAAAUUUGCAAAGAAUUGUGGCAAAAAAAAUUCAUCCUGGAGUACAGUGAUAUAUAAUGUUUAUGUAUAUAUGUGAACAUUAUAUAUAUGUAUAUAUAUAUAUCUAUAUUUAUACAUAUACAGUAAAUACUGGAUAUAUAUAUAUAUAGGUGAAUGUACUAAAGUAUUGAAGACACCAGGAACAAGAGUAAAGAAUGGUUAGCCUUACAUUCCUGACUGUAUUUUGCACUCGUAGAUUAUCUGAUCUGUUAAUUUUCUAAAAAAAAAAAA
Molecule: messenger RNA, 1153 nt
Organism: Centruroides sculpturatus (bark scorpion)
Lineage: Eukaryota; Metazoa; Arthropoda; Arachnida; Scorpiones; Buthidae
Exons: 5
Biological process (GO): protein polyubiquitination
Molecular function (GO): ubiquitin protein ligase activity; metal ion binding
Source: RefSeq, a predicted model, not a curated record